Molecule: messenger RNA, 4821 nt
Organism: Beta vulgaris subsp. vulgaris (sugar beet)
Lineage: Eukaryota; Viridiplantae; Streptophyta; Magnoliopsida; Caryophyllales; Amaranthaceae
Product: phospholipase A I
Exons: 18
Coding region: 404-4354 (1316 amino acids)
Biological process (GO): fatty acid metabolic process
Cellular component (GO): membrane
Molecular function (GO): protein binding; glycerophospholipase activity
Source: RefSeq, a predicted model, not a curated record
GAAGCUUUAGGAAUAUACUUGACUUACAACGCCGUCGUUUAAGCAGGAGAAAAGUAAACAAAGAAAAGUAAGCAUCAUCAAAAUUCAUCAUCAAGAUUAAUAAAGAAGACGCGAAAAAGGGUAAUGUUGAAAGCUUCAAAUAUUCGAAAAGAUCACAUAAAGUUGUAAACUACACUCCUUUGAUUUUGACAAUUCAGAUAUGAUCCACUCUCUCUAAUUUAAUUCAUUCAACUUCAUUGCUAAUUGAUUUAUUUCAUUCAUUCGUUAAUUUUUCAAUCAAUUCAAUUUGAGAUUUCUCCCACAAUCGAUCGAUUGAUUUUCAUCUCCCAAUUUUCGCAUUACCUUAAACCCUAAGUUAUCGAUUAAUUCUCUAAAAUUAUCCGAAAUUCAAUAAAAAAUCGAAAUGUCAUGGGGAUUAGGGUGGAAAAGAGCGUCGGAAGUAUUCCAUUUAGCGCUGCAUUUCGGCGAAGAAGCAGAAGAUGAAGAAGAGGAGAGAGAAUCGAUGAUCGUGGUCAACAAUGGCGGAGAUUCGGCGAAGAAAGUAGUGAAGAUGGAGUGGACAGCGGGAGACGACGAAGAUCAGGUGGCGUUGAGGUUACAGUCGAAGUUAAUGGUGGAGAUGCCGCCACCUCAGGACACGGUGGUGGUAGAAUUGGAGGAGAGAGAAAAUGGAGGUGGAGUUGCGGUGGACAUGAAGGUUGUUAGGAGGAGAGAUCCAUUGAGAGGGAUAACCAUGGUUAAAGCCGCCGGUUCGGGCCAGCAGAGUGAUGGCAUUGGAGUUCUCACGAGGUUGCUGAGGUCUAAGGUUGCUGCCACUGCGGUGGCCACUGAUGUAGUAGGAGAUGGAGGGAUCACUUUUUCGGAGCAUUGGAAUGGUGUCACUUCUUUAAGCCUUUGUGGUUGUGGUAUCUCUGUAUUGCCUGUGGAAGUGACAAAACUUCCAUUACUUGAGAAGCUUUACCUUAAUAACAACAAGCUGUCAGUUUUGCCUCCUGAAGUUGGUCUACUCAAAAACCUGAAAGUUCUUAGAGUUGAUGAUAACACAUUAGUUUCUGUUCCAGUGGAACUGAGGCAGUGUGUUGGACUUGUGGAGCUUUCACUGGAACACAACAAGCUGAUACGCCCGCUACUAGAUUUCAGGGCGAUGGCUGAAAUACGUGUUUUAAGGCUGUUUGGAAAUCCAUUGGAGUUCCUUCCUGAAAUUCUGCCAUUACAAAAGCUGCGGCAUUUGUCUCUUGCAAACAUCAGAAUUGUCGCUGAUGAACAUUUGAAAUCAGUGCAUGUGCAGAUAGAGACAGAGGCGACAUCCUAUUUUGGUGCAUCUAGGCACAAGCUCAGUGCCUUUUUCUCCCUUAUAUUUCGCUUUUCUUCUUGUCGACAUCCCCUGCUGGCAUCUGCACUGGCAAAAAUUAUGCAAGAUCAGGAUAACCGUGUGGUUGUUGGUAAAGAUGAAAAUGCAGUUCGGCAGCUCGUUAGUAUGGUUAGCACUGACAACCAUCACGUGGUAGAACAAGCAUGCUUUGCUCUUUCCUCCCUUGCUGCAGAUGUGUCUGUUGCAAUGCUUUUAAUGAAAUGCGACAUCAUGAAACCCAUUGAAGCUGUUCUGAAAUCAGCUGUUGAGAAGGAACUAAUUUCUGUGUUACAAGUCGUGGAAAACCUUGCUUUUGCAUCUGAUGCUGUAGCUCAGAAGAUAUUCUCCAAGGAUGUACUGAAAUCUUUGAAAUUAUUAUGUGCCCAUAAGAAUCCAGAGGUCCAAAGAUUAGCUCUGUUGGUGGUUGGAAAUUUGGCUUUCUGUUUAGAGAACCGGCAAAAGAUGGUUACUUCGGAAAGUCUGCGGGAACUUCUUAUCCGCUUGACAUCCACUGCUGAGCCACGGGUCAAUAAAGCUGCGGCUCGGGUCUUGGCAAUUCUUGGAGAGAAUGAGAUUCUACGGCGUGCAAUCCGGGGGAGACCAGUAGCGAGACAAGGGCUCCGGAUAUUAACGAUGGAUGGGGGUGGGAUGAAGGGUCUUGCAACUGUGAAAAUCCUGAGAGAACUGGAAAAAGGGACAGGGAAACAAAUUCAUGAAAUGUUUGACAUCAUAUGUGGUACAUCAACAGGUGGUAUGCUAGCCGUAGCUCUUGGGAUCAAGUCAAUGACGUUAGAGAAGUGUGAGGAAGUAUACAAAAAACUUGGCAAACUCGUCUUUGCUGAACCUGUCUCAAAAGACAAUGAGGCAGCCACUUGGAGGGAGAAGCUGGACCAAUUGUACAAAAGUUCAUCUCAGAGCUUCAGAGUUGCUGUACAUGGGGCAAAACAUAGUGCAGAACACUUUGAGAGAUUGCUGAAAGAGAUGUGUGCUGACGACGAUGGAGAUCUUUUAAUCGAUUCUGCUGUGAAAAGAGUACCUAAAGUUUUUGUAGUAUCAACCCUGGUCAGCGUUGUUCCUGCGCUACCUUUUGUAUUUCGAAAUUACCAGUAUCCAGCUGGAACUCCAGAGAUGUACCUGUCACCUUCGGAAAGUUCAGCAAUCAGCCUGUCAGGUGAAGACAACACAAGUGCACAAGUUGGGUACAAACAUAGUGCUUUUAUUGGGAGUUGUAAACACAUGGUCUGGCAAGCUAUAAGAGCUUCCUCUGCAGCACCAUAUUAUUUAGAUGAUUUUUCAGAUGAUAUCAAUCGCUGGCAAGAUGGCGCAAUAGUGGCGAAUAACCCUACCAUAUUUGCAAUACGGGAAGCUCAACUAUUGUGGCCUGACACUAAAAUUGAUUGUUUGGUUUCUGUUGGAUGUGGUUCUGUUACAACAAAGGCACGGAAAGCUGGAUGGUUAAUUUGGGACACAGUGCCAGUGUUAAUUGAGAGUGCAUGUUCAGUGGAACGAGUUGAAGAAGCUUUAAGUACACUGUUACCAAUGCUUCCUGAUAUACACUACUUCCGGUUUAAUCCUGUUGAUGACCGAUGUGACAUGGACCUUGAUGAAACUGAUCCUGCGGGUUGGUUGAGAUUGGAAACUGCCACAGAGGAGUACAUCAAAAAUAACUCUGAGGUAUUCACAAGUGUUUGUCAGAGGCUUACAUUGCCAUACCAACAGGAUGAAAGAUGGCCUGAAGGGGUAAAACCUCAAAAUCCAUCUAAACCAAAGUCAGCAAAUGAUGAUAAUGGACCUUCCUUGGGAUGGAGGCGUAAUGUACUUCUUGUGGAAGCUUCUAAUAGUCCAGAUUCUGGAAGAGUCACACAUCAUACAAGGUCACUUGAAACAUUCUGUUCCCAUAGCGGAGUAAGAUUGUCUACUGUAACAGGAAUUUCAAAUUCUUCUAAGCCGGUGACUGGUACCUCAAUUAAUUCACCAUUUGUUUCACCUAUGUUUACUGGAAGCUUUCCAUCAAGCCCGUUACUGUACAGUCCAGAUGUUAAUCAGAGGAUUGGCAGGAUUGACUUAGUUCCUCCUUUGAGCUUGGAUGGCCAUCAGCCUUCAAGAUCAACUUCUUCACCUCCAAAGUCUCCUUCAGGACCCAGACAGCUCUCAUUGCCUGUGCAAUCAUUGUUAAAUAAGCUGAAGAAUUCACCACAAGUUGGCAUUGUUCAUUUAGCACUGCAAAGUGACACAACAGGGGCUAUAUUAAGUUGGCAGAAUGAUGUAUUUGUGGUUGCUGAACCUGGGGAGCUUGCAGACAAGUUUCUACAGAGUGUUCGUUUUAGCUUACUGUCAACUGUUCGGGGUAGAAAGGAGAUGUCAAAACUUAACACCAUCUCAACCAUUUCCGAACUGGUGGCAUAUAGGCCUUAUUUCCAAAUCGGUUGUGUAGUCCAUCGGUACAUUGGGCGACAAACACAGGUUAUGGAAGAUGAUCGUGAAAUUGGGGCCUACAUGUUUAGGAGAACUGUCCCAUCCAUGCAUCUGUUGGCUGAUGAUGUUCGCUGGAUGGUUGGAGCGUGGAGGGAUAGAAUCGUAAUCUGCACAGGAAGAUACGGGCUGGUAAAGCCCUUAAUUAAGGCCUUUUUAGACUCUGGUGCUAAAGCUGUUAUAUGUCCUUCUGGUGAACCUCCUCAAAUGCAAUCAGCAACAUUUCACGGAUCAGGGGAUUUUGAUGUUUUAGAGAGCGGCAAGUUUGAGCUUGGAGAGGAUGAAGCAGAAAAUGAAGAACCAACAGAACCAGUGAGUCCUAUCAGUGACUGGGAAGAUAGUGACUUUGAGAAAAGCACAGAAACAUCCAAGGGUUUCUGGGACCAUGAAGAGGAAGAACUGUCUCACUUUGUAUGUCAUCUAUAUGAAUCCUUGUUUCGCGAAGGAGGAACAGUGCAUACUGCGUUGCAAAGUGCGCUUGGCUCGUAUCGGAAGUUGAGGUAUUCAUGUCAUCUUCCAAGUAUGCCCUAAGUUAUGUGACCUUUGGUACACGUUGACUUGGACUCUUUAUUUUACCUCAACUAUCCAUGUUGGAUUUUAUGCACUGUGACAUGAGUAUGACUUCGACACUUCAUUUGCAGCCAAAUCAUGGAAAGAUUUCUUAAGACUGCCCAAGUUGGGCACUUGGACAAGUAUAUGUAUCAGACACGAGUAGCCCAUCCCAAGUAACAUAGAUACAAAAGUGUAUGUUAAUAGUCAGACAGGAUCGUAAUGAAUCUCAUUAUUCAUAAGACUCUAGGGUGAUUAGAGAAAGCAAUAAGUCAUACAAAUAUGUGAGAGAUUAGAAAUAAGUGAUUAGGCUUAGUCUGAACACCCAUUUUUGGAGUCGUACAAAUUUGUAUUUUUUCCCUCACAUCAGAAUUAUACUGCGGAAAAAUGUUGAUGAGUGUAAAUUUUGAAAUCAUAGAGGAAAUACAUAUUCGAACUUUUACAUAGUA